This is a messenger RNA of Aspergillus bombycis, 1248 nucleotides long. Its product is annotated as lytic polysaccharide monooxygenase AA11 family protein. Lineage: Eukaryota; Fungi; Ascomycota; Eurotiomycetes; Eurotiales; Aspergillaceae. The transcript has a single exon. The record is from RefSeq and is a predicted model, not a curated record. The coding region runs from base 1 to 1248 and encodes 415 amino acids.
AUGUUCAGCAAGGCUUUCGUUACCGCCGCUCUACUCGGCGCCGCCGCCGUUGACGCCCACAUGGUGAUGUCGAGUCCCAUUCCUUACGGCAAGGACACUCUCAACAACUCUCCACUCGCGGCGGACGGCAGUGAUUUCCCUUGCAAGCUGAGGUCCAACACUUACCAGGUCACCGAGGAGAACACUGCCGCCAUCGGCCAAUCGAUGCCUCUGACUUUCAUGGGUAGCGCUGUGCACGGCGGCGGAUCUUGCCAGGUCAGUCUGACCACCGACCGUGAGCCCACAAAGGACUCCAAGUGGAUUGUCAUCAAGUCGAUCGAAGGUGGAUGUCCCGCCAACGUCGAUGGUAACCUUUCUGGUGGCCCCGAUUCUACCGGAGCUUCCAAGUUCACCUACAGCAUCCCUGAAGGUAUUGAGCCUGGCAAAUACACCCUCGCCUGGACUUGGUUCAACCGUGUCGGAAACCGUGAGAUGUACAUGAACUGUGCCCCUCUUACCGUCACCGGUGGUUCUUCCAAGCGUGACGAAGUUCCCAAGGAGAAGACCGUUGAGAAGCGCUCUGCUAACUUCCCCCCCAUGUUCGUCGCCAAUGUCAACGGCUGUAUCACCAAGGAGGGCGUCGAUAUUCGUUUCCCCAAUCCUGGUGCCACUGUUGAGUACGCUGGUAAUAAGAACAACCUUGCCGCUGAGGGCAGCCAAGCCUGCACUGGCACCCCUACCUUCGGUGCAGAUGGUAACACCGCCGGUUCUAGUGACUCCUCUGGCAGCUCUUCUGGAAGCUCCUCUGGCAGCUCCUCCUCUUCGGCCGGCAGCUCCUCCGGUGCUACCUCUGCCCCUGCGCCUCCUGCGCCAGUGGCUUCCUCGACUUUGGUCCCCAAGCCAUCCCAGUCCUCUGCUCCUGGUGUCUUUGUCCCUACUGACGCGCCCGCCCAGCCAACCCAGACUAGCGCCCCGUCGGGUGGCUCCAGCUCCGGCUCUGAUUCCAGCUCCGGCUCUGAUUCCAGCUCUUCCUCUAGCUCUGGUGCUCUGACCGGAUCUUGCAGCUCGGAGGGUGCCUGGAACUGCAUUGGUGGCUCUUCCUUCCAGCGCUGUGCCAACGGACAGUGGACCCUGACACAGCAGAUGGCUGCUGGUACUGAAUGUACCGCUGGCCAGGGCAUGAACCUCAAGAUUAAGGCUACCAACCUCAAGCCCCGCAUGCUCCACGAGAUGCGUCACAGGAAGCGCAACUACCACAACCACGCAUAA